Messenger RNA from Anthonomus grandis grandis, 2022 nucleotides. RefSeq names its product transmembrane protein 65. Bases 172 to 1047 code for a protein of 291 amino acids. Gene Ontology annotation, cellular component: mitochondrion. NCBI's taxonomy places the organism in Eukaryota, Metazoa, Arthropoda, Insecta, Coleoptera, Curculionidae. The transcript has 5 exons. The record is from RefSeq and is a predicted model, not a curated record.
UCAUUUUUUGACAUGUUUGUUUUUGACCCCGUUUGCAAAUUUAUUUUGUGAUUAAAUCAUUUUAAAAAUAGUCGUUUACAUAAACCUAUAAGCCAUACCAAACAUAAAUCCGAUUUAGUUAAUUACCGCCGCUCCUAUUAAUUUUAACACGUACCUGCGUAAAGAGGUACAAUGGCAGUGAGUAAUAUAAGGUCCAAUAUCAUCCAGAAUCUGUGCAAAAGAACUUUAAAAAGUUACUUACUUCCUAGGACUAGGUUGCACACUUACCCGAGACACAGUUAUUUAGUAAGUAAAAGACAGUUUUCGGUCAGCGAUUUCUUUAAUGGUACUGCCGGGCAUGCUGAGACCACCAGCAUGACACAGGGGCUCUCAAAGCUCCAGGCUCAAGAACUUAUCUUAAGACUGAAUGAUGAGGAGAGAACUAACUUGUCCACUGCUUUACACGAGUAUCAUUCUAAGUUGGUAAAAGAUGAAUUAGAAGGUCAACUAGCCGCUUCAAGAUGGAGGAGUAAAUAUGGGAGGCCUGCAAAACUCCCUAAAUUGGGGGAUGUGGACCCCACCGGGACUUACUGUCCGAUGCCAGAGGACUGGCUUAAAAAGAAAUUUGCUGAAUCAGUUCCUAGACCCACCACAAAAAAUCUUAUAGACAUUGGCAUUGCAAACUCUAUACCGUUCAUAGGAUUUGGAUUCCUAGACAACUUCUUCAUGUUAAUCUUUGGGGAUUAUAUUGACUUAUACCUGGGUUCCUACUUUUGUCUCACCACUAUGGCAGCAGCAGCUUUAGGUAACACGCUUUCCGAUAUUCUCGGGAUAGGAACGGCGUUUUACGUGGAACGAAUGGCCAACAGAAUCGGCUUUAGUCCCCCUAAAUUGUCCCCAAUACAAAUGGACAUGAAUUGUUCCAGAAAUGCCGCGAAUCUUGGGAGGGUUUUGGGGGUAACUAUAGGGUGUAUAUUGGGCAUGUGUCCACUAUUAUUUAAAAACAAAAAGGAUGAAGACGAUAAGAAUAGGGAUGAGGGAACAGACGGUAUCUUAAAUGUAGCUUAGGGGUGUAAAUAUUUUACUUGUCAUUUAUAGAUAGAUAAUACAAUUCUUAUGGUUUGUAAAGUUUACAGUGUUUUAUAAUUUUAAGCUUAAUGUGGCCAUUUUUAGUUUUAGGUUACUGUAUAUUUUAAUCUACUCUCAUUUAUACUUUAACAGGCCCAAUUCUUGUUGUUUUUGCUCAACUAAGCAGAGCUUCCUAACUCUAUGUAAAAAGAGCAUUUUAAGACAAUCCGCCUAUACAUUUCGUCUUAUGUGAUUAUAUUUAGUGAUGCUUUUAGUUAGUAUAAGAAAUAUAUUUACUUUGAGGCUGUUCAACUGUUUAACUUAAUCAAAAAUUUUAGAAAAAUAUACUGAAACAGAGAUUGUGUAAAGUAUGUAAUUCCUAGCAAAGAAACUCUUCCCUGAAAUGUUUUCUAGGGACCAAAUACAUCCCAUUUCCUGUCCAUCUAAUCACAUCAUAGUCUCUAUUUAUUUGAUAAAAACUGUUAGGAUGCGUAUAUUGUUGUUUGUUAUACUUUAUUUAGAACUUAAAACUGACUUAAAGUAUAUAUUACAGCUGUUACUGUUUUCUGAAGAUUAAAUAUAUAUACCUAAGAGUAUGUAAAAGAUAGAAGCUACUUAAUGAAUACAUAGGCAACUCGCUCUAAAUGUGUUCCAUUAUUAGUUAUGUAGUACAAAAUUAUCGCGAAUUUAAGGCACUUUGCAGCUGCUGCGGCUUUUAAAACAGGGUAACAAAACACCAAGUAGAAACUAAGUUUUUAGAUAAAUAGUAAAUUAUCUACUAAUAGGUUGCCCUUAAAAAUAUGUUCUUGUUGUGAAUCACUAAAAAAAUUGUGUAUGCUUUUAUUAUGAUGUUGAAAUAAUUUGUUUUGUUUUGGAUUUUUUUUUAAUGUAUAAGCUGUAUCAUUUAUGUGAUUAUAUUUAUUAUUUAUAAAUUCGUUAUAGUGCAAUAGACAAAAUUAACUCUACAAAUUAAAA